CUUCCGCCAGCGAGUCUCCUGCUUCCUGCCCCUCGCCGGUGCUUCUGUUGGGUUUCCUAGACCGGAGCGAUGGAGCAGCCAGGGCCGGAGAGCGAUGCCGACCAGCCGGAGGGACCUGACCCUGAGCUGUCAGCCACGAUGGGCUUCUCUGGAUUCGGAAAGAAAGCUCGAACUUUUGACUUCAAUGCAAUGUUUGAACAAACUCGAAGAACGGCUGUGGAAAGAAGUAGGAAGAUUCUGGAAGAACGUGAGAAAGCAGCUGCUGAGAAAGAAAAAGAACUUGGUAAUCAGCUUGGAGUUGAUAAUUUGUCAGCUGCAACUCCAUGCCCAGUAGGAAGGACAUCUUCCAGAGACUCAGCAAGCUGUGAAAGCGAAGAUAGCUCAGAUGAUGAACUGAUUGGUCCACCUCUGCCACCCCAAGGGUCAGUGGAAGAUUCUGAUGAUGAACUCAUUGGCCCUCCACUUCCUCCUGGCUAUGAGGGCAGUGAUAAGGAUGAAGAUGAGGAUGACAAUGAUAAUAUCCAGGAAGAAGAUGAGGAUCCUGUGAAGAAGAUUCCUGACUCACAUGAAAUUACACUGAAUCAUGGAACAAAAACGGUCUCUGCAUUAGGACUGGAUCCUUCAGGUGCCCGAUUGAUAACUGGAGGCUAUGACUAUGAUGUUAGGUUUUGGGAUUUUGCUGGAAUGGAUGCAUCUCUUCAGGCUUUCCGAUCUUUGCAACCAUGUGAAUGUCACCAGAUAAAGUCUCUGCAGUACAGCAGCACAGGGGAUGUUAUUCUCGUUGUUGCGGGUAAUGCGCAAGCUAAGGUCCUUGACAGAGAUGGCUUUCCUGUAAUGGAAUGUGUGAAAGGAGACCAGUACAUUGUGGACAUGGCAAACACCAAGGGACACACAGCAAUGCUUAAUUCAGGUUGCUGGCAUCCCAAAAUAAAGGAGGAGUUUUUGACAUGCUCCAAUGAUGGAACUGUGAGAACAUGGGAUGUCACCAAUGACAAAAAACAUAAAGGUGUGUUUAAACCACGGUCCGCCCAAGGUAAACGGGUGAUACCCACAAGCUGCACAUACAGCAGAGAUGGAAAACUCAUUGCAGCUGGCUGCCAAGAUGGGUCCAUCCAGAUCUGGGACAGGAAUAUGAACGUUCAUACCAAGUUCCACUGCAGGCAAGCACAUGCUCCAGGCAGUGACACUUCAUGCUUGACAUUUUCCUAUGAUGGUACAAUUCUUGCUAGUCGGGGAGGUGAUGAUACCUUAAAAACAUGGGACAUCAGGCAGUUUAAAACACCUGUUAAUUCCGUUCUUGGUCUACCUAGUUUCUUCCCCAUGACUGACUGCUGUUUCAGCCCAGAUGAUAAAUUACUUGUAACUGGUACUUCUGUUAAGAAGGGACAUGGCAAUGGAAAACUACUCUUUUUUGAGCGGGAGACAUUUAAGAAAGUAUAUGAGCUAGAUGUCACAGAUGCGAGUGUUGUCCGUUGUCUCUGGCAUCCUAAGCUGAAUCAAAUCAUGGUUGGUACAGGAAAUGGCUUGGCUAAGGUAUACUAUGAUCCCUUCAAGAGUCAAAGGGGAGCAAAAUUAUGUGUUGUAAAGACAAAAAGAAAAGAGAGACAAGCAGAGACACUCACACAGGAUUAUAUUAUCACACCACAUGCACUUCCCAUGUUUCGUGAACCACGCCAACGAAGUACAAGAAAGCAGCUGGAAAAGGAUAGAUUGGAUCCCAUGAAAUCUCAUAAACCUGAACCUCCAGUAGCAGGACCGGGUCGUGGUGGUCGUGUUGGAACUCAUGGCGGUACUCUGUCUUCGUACAUAGUCAAGAAUAUUGCGCUGGAUAAAACUGAUGAUAGCAACCCUCGGGAGGCCAUUUUACGACAUGCAAAGGAAGCAGAGGAGAACCCAUACUGGGUUGCUCCAGCAUAUUCUAAGACCCAGCCAAAAGCUGUGUUUGCAGAAGUAGAAUCAGAUGAAGAUGAACCAGAUGAUAAGCCAGAAUGGAAAAAACGUAAAAUUUGAAGAACUUAAAUUGAAGGAGACUCACCAAGGACUUGAGACAGAGUUGAAUUCUUUUUCCUCCUGCAAUAAAAUUACAUUUCUGCA
Molecule: messenger RNA, 2094 nt
Organism: Sceloporus undulatus (fence lizard)
Lineage: Eukaryota; Metazoa; Chordata; Lepidosauria; Squamata; Phrynosomatidae
Gene: WDR70
Product: WD repeat domain 70
Exons: 18
Coding region: 70-2010 (646 amino acids)
Biological process (GO): regulation of DNA double-strand break processing
Cellular component (GO): nucleus; site of double-strand break
Molecular function (GO): protein binding
Source: RefSeq, a predicted model, not a curated record